CGGCACAAGCUGACAACGCUUAACUCCGCUGGCAACUCUGUAGGUUUUCAUUUGUUGACGUUUUUGACAAAACCGAUUAGCAUUUCUUCGAUAAAAGUGACAAUGGCGCCCGUUGCUAAAACGACCAAAAAGGAGAGGAAGGAAGUGAAGGAUAAGUCCAAAAAUGUAAUGCGGGACUUGCACAUUCGAAAACUUUGCCUAAACAUCUGUGUAGGCGAAAGUGGAGACAGGCUUACCAGAGCAGCCAAGGUACUGGAACAGCUUACCGGUCAACAGCCUGUGUUUUCAAAGGCCAGAUUGACUGUCAGGUCCUUCGGCAUUCGUCGUAAUGAAAAAAUUGCGGUUCACUGUACCAUUAGAGGUGCCAAGGCAGAAGAAAUCUUAGAAAGGGGCUUGAAAGUUCGAGAAUACGAGUUGCGAAGGAACAAUUUCUCAGCAUCCGGAAACUUUGGGUUUGGUAUCCAAGAGCAUAUCGACUUGGGUAUUAAAUAUGACCCCAGCAUAGGAAUUUACGGUUUGGACUUCUACGUCGUGUUGGGAAGACCCGGAUUCAAUGUAGCACAUAGAAGGAGGAAACAAGGUAAAGUUGGUUUCCCCCACCGACUUACUAAGGAGGACGCUAUGAAAUGGUUCCAACAGAAGUAUGACGGAAUCAUUUUGGGUAGCAAAAAAUAAGUUAAUAAACUUAUAAAGUUUUGCUGAGCAAUUA
This is a messenger RNA of Dendroctonus ponderosae (mountain pine beetle), 709 nucleotides long. RefSeq names its product 60S ribosomal protein L11. Bases 103 to 675 code for a protein of 190 amino acids. NCBI's taxonomy places the organism in Eukaryota, Metazoa, Arthropoda, Insecta, Coleoptera, Curculionidae. The transcript is spliced from 4 exons. Gene Ontology annotation, biological process: translation. Gene Ontology annotation, cellular component: ribosome; cytosolic large ribosomal subunit. Gene Ontology annotation, molecular function: structural constituent of ribosome; RNA binding. The record is from RefSeq and is a predicted model, not a curated record.